CUACCUCACGUCCAGAGGGCGGGAAGGCCCUGGACAACCUGGACAAGAAUGAAAUUCUAAUCAGUUUUAUUUCUCCUUCCUGCCUCCUCUGUUGGUUUCCUCGAACUGCAGGCUGGGGAGCCAAGGGUGGCGCUGUGGAAGAGGGCGGAUGGACGGACCUGCUGCCGGGGUGGACCUGGGCCGCCGGAGCCAGAAUGAGUAAAAACUCUAAUGUCAUGCUGGUGGUCACAGUCCCACUCUGGGCACAAUGGAGGUGGGGGGUGAUUGUCAGCCUAACAGCGUGGUGGGGGAGGGGAGGAGGAAGGGGACAGGGACAGGAGAGGGUUCCAGAACCUGAGAGCACAAUCCUGAGGGUGAUCUCACUGCAGGCCCAGGAUUCUGGAACCUGGGCUGCCUGAUAGACCCUACAUGAAAAAUGUAGUAGGGACGAGGAGCGACAGCUGGCUAAAGGGGCCCCCCCAGAACCCUCCCGACCCCCUGGGGAGAGCAGCCUGUCUCAGCUGGUCCCAGGGUGCCAUGGAGAUGGAGAGCGCCGCGGCCUCCACCCGGUUCCACCAGCCUCACAUGGAGCGGAAGAUGAGCGCGAUGACCUGCGAGAUCUUCAACGAGCUCAGGCUGGAGGGCAAGCUCUGCGAUGUGGUCAUCAAGGUCAAUGGCUUUGAGUUCAACGCCCACAAGAACAUCCUCUGUAGCUGCAGUUCCUACUUUAGAGCUUUGUUUACGAGUGGCUGGAACAACACUGAAAAGAAGGUGUACAACAUUCCCGGCAUUUCCCCCGACAUGAUGAAGCUAAUUAUUGAAUACGCGUACACCAGGACGGUCCCCAUCACGCCAGACAACGUGGAGAAGCUGCUGGCCGCUGCAGACCAGUUUAACAUCAUGGGUAUUGUAAGGGGUUGCUGCGAGUUCCUCAAGUCGGAGCUGUGUCUGGAUAACUGCAUCGGCAUCUGCAAGUUCACUGACUACUACUACUGCCCGGAGCUCCGGCAGAAGGCCUACAUGUUCAUACUGCACAACUUUGAGGAGAUGGUGAAGGUCUCAGCGGAGUUUCUCGAGCUCUCGGUCACUGAACUAAAGGAUAUUAUUGAGAAAGACGAGCUCAACGUCAAACAAGAAGACGCUGUUUUUGAGGCCAUUUUAAAAUGGAUUGCUCAUGACCCCCAAAAUAGGAAGCAGCAUAUUUCAGUGUUGCUCCCCAAGGUCCGCCUGGCCCUCAUGCACGCUGAGUACUUCAUGAACAAUGUUAAGAUGAAUGACUAUGUCAAAGACAGCGAGGAAUGCAAGCCGGUCAUCAUCAAUGCCCUAAAGGCCAUGUAUGACCUAAACAUGAAUGGACCCUCUAACUCGGACUUCACCAACCCACUGACCAGGCCCCGCCUGCCCUACGCCAUCCUGUUCGCGAUUGGCGGCUGGAGCGGCGGGAGCCCCACCAAUGCCAUCGAGGCCUACGAUGCUCGGGCAGACAGAUGGGUGAACGUCACGUGCGAGGAGGAGAGCCCCCGCGCCUACCACGGGGCAGCCUACUUGAAAGGCUACGUGUACAUCAUUGGGGGGUUCGAUAGCGUGGACUAUUUCAAUAGUGUUAAGCGUUUCGACCCGGUUAAGAAAACGUGGCACCAGGUGGCCCCGAUGCACUCCAGACGCUGCUAUGUCAGCGUGACGGUCCUCAGCAACUUCAUCUACGCCAUGGGAGGGUUCGAUGGCUACGUGCGUCUCAACACGGCCGAGCGUUACGAGCCGGAGACCAACCAGUGGACACUCAUCGCCCCCAUGCACGAGCAGAGGAGCGACGCGAGCGCCACGACGCUCUACGGGAAGGUCUACAUAUGUGGCGGCUUUAACGGAAACGAGUGCCUGUUCACAGCAGAGGUGUACAACACCGAGAGCAACCAGUGGACCGUCAUAGCGCCCAUGAGGAGCAGGAGGAGUGGGAUAGGCGUGAUCGCCUAUGGAGAGCACGUGUACGCGGUAGGCGGCUUCGACGGGGCGAACCGGCUCAGGAGCGCCGAGGCCUACAGCCCCGUGGCGAACACCUGGCGCACGAUCCCCACGAUGUUCAACCCUCGCAGCAACUUCGGCAUCGAGGUGGUGGACGACCUCCUGUUCGUGGUGGGCGGCUUCAACGGCUUCACCACCACCUUCAACGUGGAGUGCUACGAUGAGAAGACGGACGAGUGGUACGACGCCCAUGACAUGAGCAUCUACCGCAGCGCCCUGAGCUGCUGCGUGGUCCCAGGGCUGGCCAACGUCGGGGAGUACGCCGCCAGGAGGGACAACUUCACGGGCCUGGCGCUGCGGGACGAGGUCAAGUACUCCGCUUCCACAAGCACCCUGCCUGUAUGA
This is a messenger RNA of Phyllostomus hastatus (greater spear-nosed bat), 2343 nucleotides long. It is a transcript of the gene KLHL10, whose product is annotated as kelch like family member 10. The transcript has 5 exons. Gene Ontology annotation, molecular function: protein binding. The coding region runs from base 409 to 2343 and encodes 644 amino acids. NCBI's taxonomy places the organism in Eukaryota, Metazoa, Chordata, Mammalia, Chiroptera, Phyllostomidae. The record is from RefSeq and is a predicted model, not a curated record.